AUGGACUUUAAGAACGUGGCACCUACAUUGGAAGAGAAGCAAUCGCUGCUGUUGGUCACCUUUUUCCAAAACAAGAAUGAAUUCAAUCGGAACGAGACACACACGACAUCUACGCCGCAGCCGACCAGUAACUCGGAAAUCAUCGAUCGUCUGAAUUCAAUUUCAUCUGACGUUGAGAACUUGAAACAGUUGUUCUAUGACUUUUCAAAGUGGGUUAUGGCUGAUCUAGAGCUACUCAAGAAUACAUUCAUUAUUUCUACAAGAAAUGAUGGAAAAAACACUGAAGACACCACUGAUGCAUUUGGAUUAGAAACAUAUAAUAUCAAGGGGAACGUGCAUUCAUCGUCGAUAAAGGAUAAGUCUGGGCACGAGAAUGUUGUUACCGCAUUUAGAACGAAAUCAGAAGCUCUCCAGAAACGUGCAGAAGAUAAAUCUGGGCACGAGAAUGUCGUCACCGCAUUUAGAACGAAAUCAGAAGCUUUGCAGAAACGUGCAGAAGAUAAAUCCGGCCAGGAGACUGUUGUUAAGUCCGGGCAGGAGAAUGUUGUUACCGCUAUUAGAACGACAUCAGUAACUCUCCAAAAACGUGCAGAAGAUAAAUCCGGGCAGGAGACUGUUGUUAAGUCCGGGCACGAGACUGUUGUUACCGCUAUUAGCACGAAAUCAGAAGCUCUCCAAACACGUGCAGAAGAUAAAGCUAUUGUAGAAAGCCGGGAUCACGCUAUUAUCAGCCCGGCGGAAGAUGAUGACCCUUUUUCACCAAUCAACACUCAAAUUCUAGUUGAGGUGCGGAUCAAAGAAAUGUAG
Messenger RNA from Striga asiatica, 807 nucleotides. Lineage: Eukaryota; Viridiplantae; Streptophyta; Magnoliopsida; Lamiales; Orobanchaceae. The record is from the annotation of a GenBank genome assembly.